Messenger RNA from Aspergillus candidus, 1268 nucleotides. RefSeq names its product RNA-binding protein. The transcript is spliced from 3 exons. NCBI's taxonomy places the organism in Eukaryota, Fungi, Ascomycota, Eurotiomycetes, Eurotiales, Aspergillaceae. The record is from RefSeq and is a predicted model, not a curated record. The coding region runs from base 130 to 1095 and encodes 321 amino acids. Gene Ontology annotation, molecular function: RNA binding.
CUUCAAUCCAGCCAGCACUUUUAUUUUCCCCCCAAUUCUAUUAUUUUCCGGGGUGACUUUUUCUGAUCGCUCAGAAAAUUCUUGUGAUUUUUGUUUGAUUCUUUUUACGCACGGGAUUCUCGAUACAAAAUGGGCGGCGACAAGAAGCGCAAGCUCGCGGUCGAGGCGGGCGAGCCUGACUUGAAGAAGGCUAAGAAGGACAAGAAGGAGAAGAAGGAGAAGAAGGAGAAGGUGAAGGAGGUUGUUGAGGAGCCGGUUGUUCAGGAGGAGGCUGUAGAGAAGAAGGAGAAGAAGGAGAAGAAGGACAAGAAGGACAAGAAGGAGAAGAAAGAAAAGAAGGAUAAGGAAGAGAAGAAGGAAAAGAAGGAAGAAAAGAAAGAGAAGAAGGACAAGAAGGACAAGAAAGAAAAGAAAGAGAAGAAAUCCAAGGACAGCGCCGAGCAGCCCGAGGACGCCAUGGACGUGGACGUGAAGCCCACCGAGGAAGCGCCGGCCGUCAAUGGCAGCGACAAGAAGGACAAGAAGGAAAAGAAAGACAAAAAGGAGAAGAAGGACAAGAAGAAGGAGAAGAAAUCCCAGGACGCCCAGCCCAACGGAGCGCAAACCGAAGAGCCAGCAGCAGAGGCCGACGAAGCCUCGUCCAGCCAGAAAGGAAACCGCUUUAUCGUCUUCGUUGGAAACCUCCCCUACUCAGCCAACACCGAAUCCCUCACAAAACACUUCGAGAAGAUCGCACCGGCCUCCGUGCGCGUCGCCACGCAAAAAGACAAGCCCACCCACAGCCGCGGCUUCGGCUUCGUCGAGUUCGACAACUACGAUCGCAUGAAGACCUGUCUCAAGCUCUACCACCACUCGUCGUUUGACGAUGGGAAGUAUCCCCCGCGACGGAUCAAUGUCGAGUUGACUGCCGGCGGCGGAGGCAACACCGACCACCGCAAAUCGAAGAUCGAAGCCAAGAACAAGAAACUGUUCGAAGAGCGCCAGCGCGCCGUGAAGCAGACCAAGCAGGAGAACCACAAGGCUCCGGCUGCGCAGACGGACGAAGCGGAUGUCUUUGCGGGUGUGCAUCCUAGUCGGAGAAGGCAGCUGGCUUAGAUGUUAUUUCCUCUUGAUAUUUUAUUCCCUAUAUUAUUAUUUCUUCUAUGUUAUUUCUUCUAUUGUAUUUCUUUCUAUGUGUUUUUCAUGCGCUGGACUAUGAAAAGUUGCAUACUGGUGUUUCCUUCGAGAUAUCCUUUUUGUUCUCUUGUUUUGCUGUGGACAGGAUAGAC